ACCAAGAGCCUCCACCGUCCAGGCUACUAUGAGAAGGGGAAGUGUGAGCAGCAGCAAAGUUCGCAAAACACACGUUUGGAACAAGAGAAAAAGAAAUUACUCUUCUUAACAGGUCUGAUCAGAGGUGUUACACAAUGGCUCAGGGCUGCCUAAAGUGUUUAAAGUACACCAUGUGUGUCGCCAACUUCCUUUGCUUUAUGUGUGGUGCGGCCGUAUUGGGCUUCGGUGUGUACAUGACCGUAAAUUUCAAGAUGGCUGCACUCACCCCGACCUUGGCCAGCUUCAACUUGGCCAACAUGCUGCUGAUCAGCGGCAUUGUUAUCACCUGUGUGUCCUUCCUAGGAUUCCUGGGCGCUCUGAAGGAGAACCGCUGUCUUCUCCUGACGUUUUUCCUGCUGCUGUUCAUACUGAUGUUGGUGGAGCUGACUGUAGCGUGCUUGCUACUCAUGUACGAGAGAGAGAUUGCUACAAUGGUGGAAGACGAUCUCAACAAGGGUUUAGCGAAAGCUAAAGGAACGACUGGAAAUUCAACGAGGGAUGUAUUGAAUGAGUGGGAUCUGCUUCAGAACAACCUUGAGUGCUGUGGAGUCAAUAAUAGGACAGACUGGGGAAACAACGUGCCUGAGUCUUGCUUGGUGAAGCCACCCAAGCCAUCUGGGCCUUUAUACUGGGAAAAGGGUUGUUUGUUAACAUUACAGAACUUCUUUGAAGAAAAUUUCCUACACACUGGGAUUUCUGUCAUCAUCCUCUGCAUUAUCGAGGUUUUGGGAAUGUGUUUCGCCAUGACGCUGUUUUGCCACAUCAGUAGAUCUGGACUGGGCUACAAGUUGUAGACCAGUGUUGGGCAAAUAGUGGCCUGUGGGGCAAAUAAGGCCCGCCAACUAAAGUAUGUCCAAUGAAAGUUGUCCCUUUUGCAUCAAAACCAUUUCCUUAUUUUUCGCAACUAUGUAAAUAACAGUGUACUGAUUAAAAAGUAAAAAAACUUUCCUCUGGCAACAGUAAAAACAGUAUUUGUUUGUUUUACCAUAAAUGAAGCAGGUCAAUGUGGGUUUGUACAACCCAUCAAUUGCAUUUUAAGUUUCAUAGUGCAACAAAUAAUACAUUUAUGUAAAUAAGUGUUUUUUUGCCAUGUGUUUUACAAAAGAAUUGAAGUAAGAAUUGAAUAUAAGGCUCCACCUCCACUGUGCCUGUAAAACUACAGAUGGGGGACAAGUUAAAGAAGCUAUGUCUAAGUUUUGCUUUUGAUACUUAGCUAACAUUAGCAUUAGAAGCUGUUUACUUACCAGUCUCACCAACUGCUUCAGUCAUUGUUGUGUUGACAAUACAAGAGGAUGCUAAUGUUAUCUACGUAGCAAUAACAAAACGUACAUAUAGCUUCUUUAAAGGAAAAACCUGAAUGAAUGAGUGAAGUACAGGGCAUGAACCUCCAGAUCUCAAUCCAAUUCAUGUCCUGUGGGAGAUUUUGGACCAACAUGUCGACAGCACUCUCCAUCACCACCAUCAAAACACCAAAUGAGGGAAUCUAUUUUAGAAGAAUGAUGCUCAUCGCUCCAUUCUCGUUCUGAUAAUCUACACCAAGGAGCAUUGAAGCUGUUUGAAGCUGUUCUGGCAGCAGAUGGUGGCCCAACAGCCCGCUGCAGUGUUGGGGUUUUCCUUCAAUUUGUCACCCGUCUUUAUAUUUAAGAAUACUGAAAAAAAAACCUGGUGUACAAUCAAACCUGAUUGAUGACGAGCUAUAGACAAUAUGCCUUUUAUCUUUGUAUUUUUGAGUUAAUGAUUGUACAGUUCUGUCCUUUAAAAAUCCUGUGCCUGAGAAUAUAUGAGACUUUUCUGAAAGCUCAGAAAAUUAUUUUAUAAAUACAGCAUUGACAGCAGCAUUUUGUUAUAUCAAUUUAUUCCACUUUUCACUUGCACUGGAAAAUGAAAAGCUGAAAUUAAAUAUAUUUCAAUGUCUGUUUCGAGUGAGGUAAAGCUAUGUGGAAUGUUAUUUCAGUCUCAGCUGUGUGAAAUGAAAGCAGUUUUGUAUGACUUGCUUGUUGCAAAGUUUCUGUUAAUAUCGCUGCUGUAUAUUUUACAAAGGGAUUAAAGUUUGAAAAGCAUUUGUUUCUGCAAAAUGUAGGUAAAAUUCUUCCACAAACUUUUCACUGACAACUUUUAGAAAUCCUGUAAUGUAUUGUUUAGUUUUAAAAUGGCACUGUAUCCUC
This is a messenger RNA of Seriola dumerili (greater amberjack), 2204 nucleotides long. RefSeq names its product leukocyte surface antigen CD53-like. The transcript has 8 exons. The record is from RefSeq and is a predicted model, not a curated record. NCBI's taxonomy places the organism in Eukaryota, Metazoa, Chordata, Actinopteri, Carangiformes, Carangidae. Gene Ontology annotation, cellular component: membrane. The coding region runs from base 135 to 833 and encodes 232 amino acids.